This is a messenger RNA of Sapajus apella (tufted capuchin), 1203 nucleotides long. Its product is annotated as pregnancy zone protein-like. Lineage: Eukaryota; Metazoa; Chordata; Mammalia; Primates; Cebidae. The transcript is spliced from 5 exons. The coding region runs from base 385 to 999 and encodes 204 amino acids. The record is from RefSeq and is a predicted model, not a curated record.
AUAAGUCACUGCACUUAGACAAAUGGGAAAAAAAUUAAUUCCAAAGAAAAUGUGGUGGUACAGUGCAGUCAAGUUUCAAAGGUUUUAAUGGAUAACAUUUCUUGAGAGAGACGUUUUCCAGACAGGUUUCUACUUGACGGGUGCCCAGAUGAUAGAUGUAUAGGGAACUGACUGGUAGUGGAAAAUGCAAAUAGCUGUUCUCAAUUCCUGAUUUAUUUCUCAUAUGCCAGAUACACCUAUGGGAAACCUGUCCCAGGACUUGCAACUGUGAGCCUGUGUAGAAAAUAUUUUCCUGUUUCUUAUUGUGCUGUCAAGGAAAUCUGCGAGGAAUUCAGUCAACAGCUCAACAGCAAUGGCUGCAUCACCCAACAAGUACACGCAAGCAUGCUCCAGAUUAAAUAUACGGGCUUUGAAAUGAAGCUCAGAGUAGAAGCCAGGAUCAGAGAAGAGGGAACAGAUGUGGUAGUCACUGCAAAUGGGAUCAGUGAAAUCACAAACGUUGCAUCCAAACUCAUAUUCGUGAAAGUGGAUUCACACUUUAGACGAGGAAUCCCCUUUUUUGGACAGGUGCUUCUGGUGGAUGGGAAAGGCGUGCCCAUCCCCAAUAAACUCAUCUUCAUCUCCGCGAAUGAAGCCAACUAUCACUUUAAUACAACCACCAAUGAGCAGGGUCUUGUACAGUUUUCAAUCAAUACUACUAAUAUCUUGGCUAAUAAUCUUUUUGUCACAGUUUCCAGUGAGCAUCCCAGCUUUUGUUUUCCCUAUUCAUGGGUAGCAGAAGUCCACCAGCACGCUCAGCACACUGCAAGUCAUGUUUUCUCCUUAAGUGGGAGUUACGUUGACCUGGAGUCUGUGGCUGGUCCUCUGCGCUGUGGCCACACACAGACCAUCAGGGCACACUAUAUGCUGAAGAGACAGGCCGUGGGAGAGCUGUCGGAGUUCGGUUUCCAUUACCUGGUAAGAAUGAAGCCAUGGAAUACAAUGGCAGCUUGUCAGUAGGCAAAAGUGGUCAGUAGGCUCAGGAAUGUCAAAAUAAACUACUUGCACACAGCCAUGCUGCGUUCUUGUUGUGCGUCCUUCAUUUCGUGAGUUUUCAUGAGGUUGAUUCUCUCCAGCAGAGACUUGACAACUGAAAGUGAGUCAUUUUUUUGUUUUCAGGGAAUAUACUUGAUUAAUCUACCUCCCAAACAGUAAAAUGCCAAA